GACUGCCUGCAGGCGCUGCGUGAGAACACACUGGUGACGCUGGCCAACAUUUCUGGCCAGCUGGACCUGUCCCCUCUCCCAGAAAGCCUCUGCUUGCCCAUCCUGGAUGGACUCCUCCACUGGGCAGUAUGUCCAUCAGCAGAGGCCCAGGACCCUUUUCCAGCGCUGGGGUCGAAUGCCGUCCUCUCCCCUCAGAGCCUGGUUUUGGAAACGCUCAGCAAACUCAGCACCCGGGACGCCAACGUGGAUUUGAUUCUCGCGGCUCCCCCCAUCAGCCGCUUGGAGACGCUGUACAGCACCCUGCUGCGUUUCCUCCGCGACAGAAAGAGCGCGGUGUGCCGAGAGAUGGCCGUGGUCCUGCUGGCCAGCUUGGCACAGGGACACAGCCUGGCAGCGAGAGCAAUUGCUUUGCAGGAGAGGAGCAUUGGCGACUUGCUGGGCUUCUUGGAGGACAGC
Molecule: messenger RNA, 456 nt
Organism: Meleagris gallopavo (turkey)
Lineage: Eukaryota; Metazoa; Chordata; Aves; Galliformes; Phasianidae
Source: RefSeq, a predicted model, not a curated record